AUUCCAUUCCUAUUAUAAAAAAUUAGUAUGGCUAGACGUACUAUUUCUUUCGAUCCAAGGCAUGACCUUUUAGGCAACAACCAUCACCAUCUCGGAGUUGUGAUUGAAGAGAUUGAAGGGCUUAUCAGAGUUUACAAGGAUGGACGCAUCGAAAGGCCUCCAAUCGUCCCCACUGUCUCUAGUACACUGGCUGCCGAGCUUGGUGUGACCGCAAAGGACAUAGUGAUCGAUAAAUUGACAAAUUUAUGGGCACGAAUCUAUGUCCCGAGCUGCCACAGGAAGCUGCAGCCUUUGCUCAUUUACUUCCAUGGUGGUGGAUUUUGUGUUGGCUCAGCCUCUUGGAUUUGUUACCAUGAGUUCCUAGCUAACCUUGCUUCUAAAGCAGGUUGCGCGGUUUUGUCUGUAAAUUACCGUUUAGCCCCUGAAAACCGUCUCCCUGCAUCUUAUGAGGACGGUGUCAAUGCUGCGGUGUGGGUGAAACAACAAGCUCUGAAGGGGAGUAGUGAGCAUACAUGGUGGUUAAGUCAAUGCAACAUGUCAAGCAUGUUCCUAGCUGGUGACAGUGCUGGUGCCAACAUAGCUCACUAUGUGGCUACACAGCUUAGUUCCACUAUUUUGAAGCCAUUGUGUCUAAAGGGUACCAUUUUGAUCCAACCUUUCUUUGGAGGAGAGGCACGUACCGAAUCCGAAAAGCAUGCCAUUCAACCUCCUAACUCAGCUCUGAGUCUCUCAGCUUCUGAUACCUAUUGGCGUUUAUCGUUACCAGUCGGGGCUAACCGGGACCACCCAUGGUGCAAUCCUCUCGCAAAGGGUGCACCCAUGUUGGGUGAUCUGAAACUUCCUCCUACAAUGGUUUUCAUAUCGGAUAUGGAUAUAUUGAAGGAUAGAAACCUUGAGUUCUGCGCUGCCAUGGCCAACGCAGGCAAGAAGGUGGAGAUGGUGAUUUACAAAGGUGUGGGGCAUGCAUUUCAAGUCCUACAUAACUCUCAAUUCUCUCAACUUCGAACACAUGAAUUGAUGUCUCAUAUCAAGGCUUUCAUCUACCAAUAAUAUGAAUGAUCAGUUGGUUUUUGUUUUUAGUUUGUAUUUAGACAUGUUAAUUUGUGUUGAUCAAAAUAUGUGGUGUGAGGGGGAAAUUAAAGUUAGUUACCGUAAACAAAGUUGUACUAGCAGUUGUAAUUUCUCUAUAGAUACAUUAUAUAUGUGUGUA
Messenger RNA from Cornus florida, 1210 nucleotides. RefSeq names its product probable carboxylesterase 17. Gene Ontology annotation, molecular function: hydrolase activity. The transcript has a single exon. The record is from RefSeq and is a predicted model, not a curated record. The coding region runs from base 28 to 1050 and encodes 340 amino acids. NCBI's taxonomy places the organism in Eukaryota, Viridiplantae, Streptophyta, Magnoliopsida, Cornales, Cornaceae.